AUGUCCAAGGCUUUUAUCGGAAAACCCGCCCCUGAAUUCGCCACCCAGGCUGUUGUUGACGGAGACUUCGUCGAUGUCAAGCUCUCCAGCUACAAGGGAAAAUGGGUUGUCCUCUUCUUCUAUCCCCUCGACUUCACCUUUGUCUGCCCAACUGAAAUCAUCGCUUUCUCCGAGAGAGCUGAGGAAUUCAAGAAGCUUAAUGUACAGCUCCUUGCUUGCUCUACUGACUCUGUUUUCUCUCACCUUGCUUGGAUCAACCAGCCACGCAAGCACGGAGGACUCGGAGAGAUGAACAUCCCAGUUCUUGCUGAUACUAACCACGCUAUCUCCAAGGCUUACGGAGUCUUGAAGGAGGAUGAUGGAAUCGCCUUCAGAGGACUCUUCAUCAUUGAUCCCCAUGGAAAUCUCCGCCAGAUCACCAUCAACGAUCUCCCAGUUGGACGUUCCGUUGAUGAGACCCUUCGCCUUAUCCAAGCUUUCCAAUUCGUUGAGGAGCACGGAGAAGUCUGCCCAGCCGGAUGGACCCCAGGAAAAGACACCAUCAAGCCUGACCCAAAGAACGCCAAGGAAUUCUUCAACAAGCAGUAA
Auanema sp. JU1783 is the source of this 588-nucleotide messenger RNA. The record is from the annotation of a GenBank genome assembly. Lineage: Eukaryota; Metazoa; Nematoda; Chromadorea; Rhabditida; Rhabditidae.